AUGCAGGUCACCAUUGAUGCCACUUCUAGCACUAGUGUUACUGCCAUCAUCGAGAAUAUCAGCACUAGAAACUCCGCGACCCACUCAUUCUCUAAUAUAACUGACGGUUCUCUGUGUGAAUACAAUGCCGGGUGGAUUAUUGAAGACUUUGAGAGUGACAGCGAGCUUGUUGAUUUCGCCAACUUUGGUACUAUUACCUUUAGCGAUGCUAUAGCCAAGUCUGGCAACACAUCCUAUGGCCCUUCGACUGCUACCAUCAUGGAUAUCAAGCAGGCCGACACUGUUCUGACUUACAGCUCUAUUACUGAUGAUAGUGUCACUAUAACAUACUAUAAAUCUAGCUGA
Penicillium taxi is the source of this 345-nucleotide messenger RNA. RefSeq names its product A4/G1 family peptidase. Lineage: Eukaryota; Fungi; Ascomycota; Eurotiomycetes; Eurotiales; Aspergillaceae. Gene Ontology annotation, molecular function: glutamic-type endopeptidase activity. The transcript is spliced from 2 exons. Bases 1 to 345 code for a protein of 114 amino acids. Gene Ontology annotation, biological process: proteolysis. The record is from RefSeq and is a predicted model, not a curated record.